CGCUUCAGCGUGGAUCUUCAAAAGCAGUCAUGGCGGCUCAGGGAGAAGGAACAGCGGCUUUUAAAUCUGUCCCAUUUGAGGACAAGGGCCAGAAGAAAACAUCGAUGGUGUCAUUUGGGUUCACAAAAACAGUUAACAAAUUUAAAACCCCCAGCGCGGAGGAGUCGAAGAAGAAAGAAGAAAAAGAUUACUUGACCGGGAUUCACGAAAAGGAAUUACAAAGCUCAAAACAAACGGAGAAACCCAAAGAGCUCAUCAUCCCUCUGAUCCAAAAGAACCGCUGGCACAAGCCCGACCGAGCGGGCCAGAACACGGAAGAUGACGGUAAAGCUCAAGAAAAAGGCCAAGACAGCGACUCUGUGGAGUCCCAGGCUGUCAAAGAACUUAUUGAAGAUUCCCGGAGGCAGCUGGAGCAGUGGCAGAAUGGGUCUGAAUCAGAAAAAAACCUGAACCUUUCCAUCCCUCUGUUGAUGCAAAACAAAGUGCCAGAGGGCUUCGAGGAUGGAGACCUAAUAAAUGUGGGGCUACGUCCUGAAUCCUCUACAGAGGCAGACUAUGAAAGCGUUCCAGUGGAGGCUUACGGACUGGCCAUGCUCAAAGGGAUGGGUUGGAAGAAAAGUGAAGGCAUUGGGCGCACCUUUAAACAAGACGUGAAGCCAAUCGAACACCAGCUCCGCCCGAAAGGCCUGGGCCUCGGAGCGGAUCGCUCGGCCAUAAAAGAUCUGGAACCCAACCGGAAUCAGCGUCCGCCGAAACCCGGAGACGAGCCGGGAAAGGAGGAGGAGCUAGUGAUGGGUCCUGGAGGUUGUGUGCUGGUGGAGUCUGGAGCACACAAAGAUCUCUAUGGCAAGAUUGAAGGCGUCGAUGCAGACAACGCUCGAGUGGUUGUGAAGCUCGCCGUCGGGGGCAAGACUGUGACACUCAGCCAACACGGCGUGAGACUGGUCGGACGAAAAGAAUACGACAAAUACAGCAAAGACAUCAGUCGCCUCAGUAAAGCACACAAGGAGAAGGAAAAGGAGAAAGAAAGAGAAAAGGAGAAGGAACGGCAGAGGCAGGAAGAGAAGGAGAGGAGGAGCAACAAGGAGAAAAGCAGAGCUUCAGAAAAAGACGAACCAAAGGAAGAAAGGAAGAGGAAACACAAGGAGUCCAACCAGGACAGAGAUAAGCCUCCUGUGAAAGAAGCCAGACAAGCAGCGGCGCCCCCCUCCUGGCUCCAGAGGGACCUCAAAGUUCGCUUUAUAGACAAAGCUUUUAAAGGGGGAAGGUUUUACAACUCCAAGAUGCAAGUAGAGGAUGUCCUGACGCCAUUCACCUGCGUGUGUCGAACGGAGGAGGGCAGACUGUUAGAUGAUGUGAAGCAGGACAUGCUGGAAACCAUCAUCCCCAAAAGCGAUGGCGACUCUGUGAUGGUUGUCCUGGGUGAGCACAGGGGGCAGGUCGGCCGGAUUCUUCAGAGAGACAAAAACAAGUGCAAGGCCACAGUGCAGCUCAACCGAUACGAGGAAAAGCUGUUCACGCUGGAUUAUGACUUCAUUUGUCACUAUGUGGGAGCAGAAGACCAGUAAGAGUUUCUUCUCUCCUCGUUUCAUCCUGUAUCAUUGUGAAACUUGUGUUCUGACAUGCAUUUAAAGCUUUUUUAAAUAAAAAAAACCUCAGAUG
Messenger RNA from Oryzias latipes (Japanese medaka), 1662 nucleotides. It is a transcript of the gene gpkow, whose product is annotated as G patch domain and KOW motifs. Lineage: Eukaryota; Metazoa; Chordata; Actinopteri; Beloniformes; Adrianichthyidae. Gene Ontology annotation, molecular function: nucleic acid binding; structural constituent of ribosome. Gene Ontology annotation, biological process: mRNA splicing, via spliceosome; translation. The record is from RefSeq and is a predicted model, not a curated record. Gene Ontology annotation, cellular component: ribosome; spliceosomal complex.